This is a messenger RNA of Solanum dulcamara, 2592 nucleotides long. RefSeq lists its product as uncharacterized. NCBI's taxonomy places the organism in Eukaryota, Viridiplantae, Streptophyta, Magnoliopsida, Solanales, Solanaceae. The transcript is spliced from 11 exons. The record is from RefSeq and is a predicted model, not a curated record. Bases 411 to 2255 code for a protein of 614 amino acids.
UUGGAACCUUCACUUUAUAGUAUUUUUCUGCUAGCUUUGAAAAAUUCUUUGGAAUUGUUUAUAUUCUGAUUCUUAACUAUGGAUCUUUCUUCAUUUGUUGUCUGCAAAUUUGUUAUUUUCAAGGAAAACCCAUGUUAGAUAUCCACCUUGGUGGUCUCAUAUCACCUGAUCUUGUCCCUUUUGCGUCAAUCAAUUCCCUGAGAUCUGUGACUUUGUGGCAAUAAAAAUUGAGUCUUUCCCUUUAUUGGGUCAUGCUUAAAAUUUCAAGAUUCCAGUUUGGUUUCCUUCAGAACAGCUGUUGAGUGAGGUCCAUUCAUACUUGGAACACCAAAAGCACUUCAUUCUUUUAUAGCUGUUCUGUCUUUUAAGAAUUUGAGAGAAGACAGUUCUGUUUUCCUGGGAUAUGCAAUAUGAAGGACACUGGUAACAUCUCUCAGUACCGAGAUAAAUUGGAUCAGACGUUGUCGUCUCAUGAUCUUUUAAAUAAUGAUUUGCUUAAGAACCUUGUCAAGAAUCAAAUGCUGCGCUCAUCAGAAUGUGAUCUUCAAGAAUGUAGUGACGACCUGGUUGACCGAAGAACCAAGGAAGUGGCAAACUUUUUGAGCAUGUUAAGGAGUACAUCUGUAACUGAUAGUGAGAAGGAAAAAUCUUCUGAAGCAGCACAUGGUGUUUGGAAAGUAAAACAAGAUACUGAAGAAUACCGUGUUAUGUAUCGAGAGGGACCAGAAGGCACUCCCUUCCAUACCCUCCUUGUUGAAGGCUAUGUAGAUGGCCCAUCAGAUGUUUGUUUAUGCAUCUCAUGGGGGACAGAGUUCUACAGGAAAUGGUGGCCACAAACCACAAUUCCAACAUUUAAGAUUGUAGCUUCUGAGUGCGUGCAGAAGGUCAGAGAGGGUGAACAAAUAUGUCUAGUAAGGAUGAAGCUUUCAUGGCCAUUGUCAGCAAGGGAGGCCCUUGUACAUUUCUUUGUAUUUGAAUACAUUCAAGAUGGUCUGAUAGUAGUGCUUCUAAAUUCGAUCUCUGACGUAGAUACUGUUGAUAGAAGUACUCAUGGGUACUCAAAAGACGGAAUACCACUCCCGCAGGAUGUAGUACGAAUUGAUGUGGUGGGAGGCUUUGCUAUCCAGAAAGUUAACGAUAAUCGUAGCUACUUCAGGACUAUAGCAAACAUGGAUAUCAAACUGGACUUUAUUCCUCCUUCAUUCAUCAAUUUUGUUUCAAGGCAGCUCGUAGGUGCUGGUUUCAAGCUUUAUAAAAAGGAAGUAGCUUCAGUUACCAAAGGUGACGAAGAUUUCAGCAAUGCUCUAAAAGAUCCACUAUAUGAUCGAAUACGAAAAGCAUUUUAUUCAGAUAAUAUACCUAACGGAAAUGGGGCUUUAGAAUUGCAAGACUUCAAGGAAGAAGCACGAGCCAGUCUCGAUGAAGGGGCAAGAGAUAGCAGUGGGGCUUCAGGACUGCAAAAGGACUUCAAGAAAGAUGCACGUCUCCGAGUUGAUGAACAGACAGGAGAUGGAAAUGGUGCUUUAGAACUACAAGACCCGAUAAAAGACGCCUAUGUUCAUCUGGAUCAAGUAACAAGAACAAAUGUUGAAGAUAAAAAAGUACAUAGUGAAAUUGAGGAAAUUAAUGAAGAUUCAAGUGAAAUGAUUGAAAGUUUAGAUGAGAAUGACGAGAAAGUUCGGGAUUCUUCAGCUAAUCAACUCGUAGAUGUGCCUGCCAACAACAAGAAGGUCGUGAUUAGAUCUGAGGUCCGACAAGCUCUGGGAACUUUGGAGAAGGCUAUUUCUAUCAUAAGGGAUUUUGGAUAUAAUUUGGAAAUUAGAUCUGUUUCCGGAAACACUACUGUUAAGUCUUUAAGUGUAGAGGAGGAUGGACGGAAAGACUCAAAAUCGUCAGAAACUGAUCGAAUUCACCGAAGUGGCAUAGCUUGCACUGAAUCACCCGGAAAAGAAUUAUCAGAGGCGACACCCUACGAACACAGGAACAGCUCUGCUAGUCAUGGUUCCAGGCGUACAAGUUCUAGUUUGUGCGCGAGGGAAGCUAACCACAACAAGAAGAUUGCUCCUGCAUCACCGGAUGAUUAUGUUGAAACCUUAGGCGACACACAACACGCUGCCUCAGUAGACCAAAGGAAGGAAGAAAACGCCAUGUCUAUCCAUGCAGAUACCGUCCAUGGAAAGAAGAACGGUAAAAGAAAACGAAAACUGCCAUUUUACUGCUGCUUGUAUUUUCAUUCAGGACAAGUCAUGAGUUAAAGAGAGCAAUUUUGUUUAUAGAAAAGCAGCUAUAGUUUACCUGUUACUGCGGAUGUAAAAUUCUUAUGAAAUUAAGGUCAACACCAGUGUUCUGUACCUAUGUUGCUCGAACCUUCCAAAAAUAUUGCCACACACGUGUCGGAUCCUCCAAAUUUGCAUAUCUUUUGCAGGAUCUGACACAGACAUGACCCUUUUUUUGGAAGAGUCCGAGCAACAUAGUUUUGUACAACAUAAUGUAGCUAAGCAGGCCCAUAUUUAUGACAAUGUAAUAUGAUGGUGACAAUACCACAAAUACUUGAGGUAAUAUAUUUCUCGUAGAAAAAGGGGUUUACAUAUA